Messenger RNA from Microthlaspi erraticum, 1011 nucleotides. Lineage: Eukaryota; Viridiplantae; Streptophyta; Magnoliopsida; Brassicales; Brassicaceae. The record is from the annotation of a GenBank genome assembly.
AUGGAAGAAGGAAGUAUGUUCAGAUCUCUUCUAGCGAUUCUCCAGUGGUGGGGUUUCAACGUUACCGUCAUCAUCAUGAACAAAUGGAUCUUCCAGAAACUUGAUUUCAAGUUCCCACUAUCGGUUUCAUGUGUUCACUUCAUAUGUUCAUCGAUUGGAGCAUACAUCGUUAUCAAAGUCCUGAAGCUUAAACCACUGAUCGUCGUCGAUCCAGAAGAUCGGUGGAGGAGGAUUUUCCCAAUGUCUUUCGUGUUCUGCAUCAACAUAGUGCUCGGAAACGUCAGCCUCCGUUACAUCCCGGUGUCGUUUAUGCAGACGAUCAAAUCCUUCACUCCAGCAACUACAGUUGUGUUACAGUGGUUGGUAUGGAGGAAAUACUUCGACUGGCGUAUAUGGGCGUCUCUGGUGCCGAUCGUUGGAGGGAUUCUUCUGACCUCUGUUACGGAACUUAGCUUUAACAUGUUUGGAUUCUGUGCUGCACUGUUUGGUUGUUUAGCUACUUCCACUAAGACCAUUCUAGCCGAAUCUCUCCUCCAUGGCUACAAAUUUGACAGCAUCAACACCGUGUACUACAUGGCGCCUUUCGCCACCAUGAUUCUCGGGAUACCGGCGUUAUUGCUUGAAGGAAAUGGAAUUCUGAGCUGGUUUGAUGCACAUCCGUCUCCGUGGUCAGCUCUCAUCAUCAUCUUCAGCUCUGGUGUGUUAGCCUUCUGUCUCAACUUCUCCAUCUUCUACGUCAUUCACUCCACAACCGCAGUCACCUUCAACGUAGCUGGGAACCUCAAGGUUGCGGUGGCUGUAAUGGUGUCAUGGUUAAUAUUCCGUAACCCGAUUUCGUAUAUGAAUGCUGUUGGAUGCGGGAUUACGCUUGUGGGCUGCACGUUUUAUGGAUACGUCAGGCAUAUGCUCUCGCAGCAAGCACCUGGAACUCCUAGGACUCCUCGCACCCCAAGAAGCAAGAUGGAGUUGCUUCCUCUUGUUAACAACGAUAAGCUCGAAGGCAAAGUUUGA